This is a messenger RNA of Perca flavescens (yellow perch), 554 nucleotides long. RefSeq names its product galactose-specific lectin nattectin-like. The transcript is spliced from 4 exons. The record is from RefSeq and is a predicted model, not a curated record. NCBI's taxonomy places the organism in Eukaryota, Metazoa, Chordata, Actinopteri, Perciformes, Percidae. The coding region runs from base 22 to 390 and encodes 122 amino acids.
AGACUGUCCUGACCUAUAUUUAUGUUUCUAGUGGCCUCUAGUGGCCAUAGUAGUUAUGACAGGAGCAAAGCAGGAAGUAAGAUCUUCUGCAUGUCCGCCGGUGGGAAUCUGGCUUCUGUCCACUCAGAUGAGGAAUAUUUUUUCCUCAGAGAAUUCAUUUACAAAGUGACCGGUGCAAACAGAGAGUCCUGGAUCGGAGGCUUUGACGCAGUAAAGGAGGGCGUGUGGCAGUGGUCCGAUGGAUCUAACUUUGAUUACAAACAGUGGGCUACGGGGCAGCCUGACAACGCCGGACGAGUUGAGCACUGUCUUGAGAUGAACUAUCAGGAUAAGUUGAACGACAGGCCGUGUCAAACAGUAUAUCCUUUUGUGUGCUCCAAGAAGCUGUGAGGCCUCCCACCAUCAUGAUCUCUCUACAGCUCAUCUAUAAUCUCUUUCAUUGAUUCACUUUCAGUUUGUUGUGCAGACAGAAACAGCUCUCUGCUGACAGACUCACUUUCACUUGUUUAUUAUCUGAAGAGUUAGGAAACGGUUCACAUUUGAGAUUUAACAUU